AUGAACUUCUUCCUGGAAACGCUCAAAGUCAUCGGACUUCUUGUUUAUCAGUUGCUGGAGUCGCUGGUGUUCUUGGUUGUGCCUAAACGGAAGAAGAACGUUAGUGGUGAAAUAGUAUUAAUAACAGGAGCAGGAAAUGGCAUUGGAAGACUCUUAUCUUUAAAGUUUGCCAGCCUUGGAGCCACAGUGGUUCUGUGGGACAUUAAUGCAGAGGGGCUCAAGGAGACAAGUAGACUGGUCAGAGAAAAUGGAGCAGCGAGAGUACACUCUUACAUCUGUGACUGCAGCAAAAGGCAGGACAUCUACAGAGUAGCUGAUCAGGUUAAAAAAGAAGUUGGCGAUGUCAGCAUCCUAGUCAACAAUGCUGGGAUCGUCACUGGGAAGAGGUUUAUUGAGUCUCCAGAUUCACUCGCAGAAAAAACCAUGGAAGUGAACGUAAUGGCACACUUCUGGACUUACAAAGCCUUCCUCCCAGCAAUGAUGGCCUCUAACCAUGGACACUUGGUUAGUAUUGCAAGCUCAGCGGGAAUGAUUGGAGUCAAUCGUCUUUCAG
Molecule: messenger RNA, 553 nt
Organism: Antrostomus carolinensis (chuck-will's-widow)
Lineage: Eukaryota; Metazoa; Chordata; Aves; Caprimulgiformes; Caprimulgidae
Product: short chain dehydrogenase/reductase family 16C member 5
Exons: 3
Cellular component (GO): lipid droplet
Molecular function (GO): oxidoreductase activity, acting on the CH-OH group of donors, NAD or NADP as acceptor
Source: RefSeq, a predicted model, not a curated record